Molecule: messenger RNA, 1635 nt
Organism: Coregonus sp. 'balchen'
Lineage: Eukaryota; Metazoa; Chordata; Actinopteri; Salmoniformes; Salmonidae
Source: the annotation of a GenBank genome assembly
CCCAGUGCCGAGACCCCUGUGUUUGUGUUGAAGGGACAGGAUGUUCGUCUGAUUGUCCAGACAAAUAUUACACUGGAAAAUAUUGAUGUGCUAUUUUGGAAGUUUGACACAACAAUCAAUGUUGCAAAGUACCCCCCAAAAGUAACCUUUGAAAGGUUUGAAGGUAGGGCUGAAAUUAGUGAGGGUACCCUCUCUCUGCUACUGAAGAACCUACAGGAAGGAGACAGUGGACCGUAUGAAGCAGUAGUGGCUGGUAACAAAAACACCAACGUUGCUACAUACAUGUUGGUAGUUCAAGGUAUGGUUGACAGUUUUUCUAUUUUAUUAUACAGUUACAGUAUCAAUCAAUAGAGCUAAACAUGGUGUUAUAGGUUAAAGGCUAAUUCUUUAGAUGCAUUGGUACUCUAGCUCAUGUACUCAGGUUAAUAUACGAACGAUAAUGGGUUUCUGUGUGUUUUCAGAAGAGGUUGAGCCUCCAGUCCUGACAGUGAACUCUGUCUCCUCCAUCAAUGGCACCUGUAACAUGACUGUGACCUGCAGAAAUCAGAACACCUCUGUCAUCUCCAUCUGUAACAACAGCACCUGCUCUCAGGUGGGAGGAGAGAGUAGAGGGGCUGAGACCUCCACUGUCCCCCUGCUCUCUGUCUAUGUGGCAGGGGGUUCCAUCAUCUGUAACCACAGCAACCAAGUCAGCUGGGCCAAAGACACCAAGGAGAUAGUGGAACUCUGUCGAAUGACACCUGGUAAGACAUGCUAACAAAUGAUCUCUCACACACACACACACACACACACACACACACACACACACACACACACACACAGAGAGAGAGAGUGUAGUGAUUUUGAUGUUGCUAUAUUUCCACACCAAGGGAACUACAACUCUGCUCUCACAGUCUGGACACCUGUCGGGGUUGCUGGUUUCGUUGGCACUGCUGCCCUGAUUGGUUUUAUUCUUUGGCGAAAGCAAAAAAAACGUAAGCUGCUGCUGCAUCAUAUUACAGUAACUUCCUUAAACUAUUGUGAAAACUGUUAAUGUCAUGAUGUGAUGAUUUCACAUUAUUUAUAGACCGUGUACUCAAAGCAACUCUGAAGAUCUUAGUUUUAAAUAUUUGUUGGAUUUUUAUGUGGUUGAUUUUAUAGGUGGCAAAGAGGAAAUUAUAAGCACAGAUUACGCCACAGUCAUGGUAAGAUACAUCAGAUAUUUAACAUCACUGGUACUGUGUCACUGUUGAUGACAUUUUUAGAAAAUGUCGUUAGUGGAAAACAUAUAAAUUCCAAAUGAACAAUAAACUCAUCUUAAUUUAAUGCGUAUAUGUAGAGCAUUGAACAGCCACUGAGAGAUAUUUAAUGUAUUGAUUGGAGGUCAUGUUAUACCUGAGUCACCAUUCAUAUUGCAGCUGUUAAUACGUUUUUAUUGUCCAGACUCCCGAUAACAGCCAAGCAGGUGGUGAAGAGCAGGUGUCUCCAGGUCCUGGUCCAGCAUCACUCACCAUCUACAGUACGGUGGGACCGCAACACCCCCAGCCUGUGAACCACCAGCCUCCGCCUGUUGACCUCCCCAUGUCCACCAUGUCCACCAUGCCCCCCAUGCCUGAGAGUUUAUAUGCUGUAGUGGAGAAAAAGACUAGCAAACAA